UCCCAUUUUUCUUUCCCUUGUCUCUGCUGUCAUAUCCUGCUUAAUGACGUGCCCAGUGUUGACUUGGAAGGUUUCAAUAUUGCCUCAAGAAAUAACGACCAUUUUCGGUCAAGCGAGAUGUCGUCAUGUUGACAGUUGCCACCCUGAAGGGCGCAGAUUUAUGUAUGGAUUUGGGAAGGGAAGAUGAAAACCUGAAGUUGGUGGUUUCUGUGGUGCCAUGGGGCAGGAUUUCUCCCAGUCCACCACUCGUUUUUUCUUCCAUGAGCUGGUUUUCCUCCGGCUUUGCCUUUAGACCUUGGGCCAUGCUGAAGUACCAUUUCAAUGGAAUUAUUAUUAGUGUUAAUAUCUGAGAUUUGAGGGGGCUUCUAUUUGUGGGGUAGGGAAGUGAAGGAGGAUGAAGAGGAGAAGGAACACUGCUUCAGAAUUAUGGGAGGAAUCCUCAUGUCCAACUUGGCCUAAUGGACAGAAUUCCUAUAAUUAUUACUUUUAAUCAGCCAGUUCUUAAACUAAAUUAUCUGACAUUUCUAAAAGGGGAUGGAAAGACCUUUUUCACUCUGCUUGAGUGAUUCUUAAACCAGAUUCUUCAAAGCAGGGGGAGCCUGCAGAGGGAACUAAGGCAGCUUCCAGCUCUCCUCUUCAUCACUCAAUAAUGUAUGAAAAAUGCUUUAAUUUGGGUAAUACAAGGCGCCCAUCCUGGUUAUUUCUUUGUAUCACCUGGAAGAGUCUUUACCAAUGUGAGCUAUAGAUGGUGGAGGGUUUUCAGUUGAUACAUGGAGUAGAAAAAGCAUCUAAAAACUUUGAGAAUGAUGCUUUGCCUUCCUCUUCCAAAGGGGGAAGACGUGUGAAUGCAAUUUCUCAAUGUCUCUGAACAUUUCCUUUCCUUCCUUCUUGUCUAUCUUUUAGCUUUUUGUUUUUGUGCUUCUGCAGUCCUGUGAGUAUUUGUUUCAGGUAAAAGGAUGUUAUUGCCCACAAAACUGCACCUGGGGGGUUUCUUGCUCUUUUUGCAUGCAGUGUGAAGAUCAAAAGCUGCCGUUGUCUUCUUGGGAUCCUGAGAAGCAGAAUGACCUGGAGCUCUGACAAACCGGAUUUUUUCAAGGAGGUCUCUUCCCCAGCCUACUUAAAAGAUCCUGUUUGUAGCACAGUGUCAAACCCGUUUUUUGAGCCCAUCCUAAAGGAGAUGAACAGUGACUCAAGGGAGAAACAAGAAGAGUGGAAUUGAGCGCUGGACACCGGCGUUGCCGCUGAAGAAAGCAUUCAUGCCAAUGCGUCUUCUGCCUCUUCUCUCUCUUCCUCUCUGUGUUUCUUGCUGCCUCCCUCGCUCUCUCUCUCUGAGCUGCUCCCCUUCCUCUUGCCCAAAAAUUAGAGGUAUCCCCUUGCUUUGACAGGUGAAGGAGCAUGCCUCUUUGGGGGUUUCCUCUGCCCUUUGAUGCCUCCUUGCAGUGCUAGUUAGUUUGAGCAGAGCGUUGCAGGCUGUAUGUACCGAGUAGUUCAGACGACGGGACCAGAUGGAAAAAACCUUCUGAAAUUACUUCCAAUUCCUAUAGCUUCUGGAAGCUUUGUGCCAAUAGUUCAGUCUUCAACCAUGGCAAAUAAUUCUAAAGCGAGUGUUUCUAGUCCAGUCCAUCUUACUUUUAAGACACAGCUUGGCAAUACCACCGCGCCUUCAUCUGUUAAGAUACCCGUUUUUCAGUCUCCUAACCCUGGAAAGAUUAUUCUUGCAAGGACAUUAGACAAACAGGAAAGUCUUAGGGCAGGUUCUGAAAAAGAAAGCCUAACUCCAAAUUCAGGUGCUAACAGCCAGAGCAGUUGUGUUUCAGUGGACAAACUGUCUUUACAGAACAUUGCUGUCACCAGUUCAUCCAACCAGAGCAACACAGCAUACAUGGUGCUCAACACAAAAACGCUGCCAGUUGCUGUGAAGACUUCAAGCGUGCCUUCUGGCCACCACCUCCAGAUCCCAGCUGAUGCAGAAGUGAAAUCUGUCCCAGCUUCUUUUUUACCACCUGCAGUACAGCAAAAAAUCCUUACGACGACAGCGACAGAAGCGUCUGGAGAGGAUGACGGUGCAAAAACGCCAACUGUUAUUUACGUGUCGCCAGUGAAAACAGUGAAAACAGCCCUCACGAGCUUACGAGCCAUUUGCCCAAAACCUGCCCCGGAAGUUUCACAAACGUUGAUAAUGACAACUACACAAAAGGGAAGUAGCCCUGCUCCUGGGACAGUAACAUCUGAUGGUCAGCAGUGCCAGCAAUGUCCGAUGAAAUGGGUCGUGCAAGAAGGUCCACAGUCGUCGACACCUUGCCGGAUCCCCGUGAAGUCAUCCAAUAACGUGGCUUCCAAGAUCCUGAAGACUUUGUCAGACAUGAAGAAUGCAGAAGCGAACUCUGUGAAUAUUUUAUCACUGUGUUCUAGCAGUCCUGGUGGAAGCCAAACAAAAAUCCUGCCUAUUAAAGAUAAUGCUCUGGUCAUGUACAAUGGGAAAGUCUAUUUGUUGACCAAAAGAAGCUCUGAUGUUCUAUCGGGCCAAGCUGACAACCAGCCAUCUUCCUCUUCUGAUGUUUCAGUGAGAACGGAGACAUCCACACUAAUUGAUUCUACUGCAGUCAGCAAAAUAACCAGUGAAGUAGUGAAUCUGAUGUUGUCCAAAACCAGUGGGAUGGUGCUGUCUCAGAAAGAUCCAAACCCGUCUCCAGACUCCCCUUCCCCAACUGGCUUAAGAAGCGAUGUAAGAUCUGCACCUGCAGCUCCGGUGACACCAAGUGCUAACCAGCAGGAUUCCACUGUAAACCACAGAAAGAAUUUGCUCUUCAACACGAGCAUUUCAAGUGGAGUGACCCCCGUUACGGCAGAUGGGGCACAGGAAAACGUGUGCCCCAAUGGCAAAGGAAAGACCCAUUCCCCCAAAGCAGCAAGGGCUGUUUUGCCUCAGGCUAAGCAAGAGGGUGCUUUCAGUGAGGACUGUCAAAAGAUGCAAUGUGGAAAGAUGGAUUCACCAAGAAAGCUUAUUCAAAUCAAACAGCAAGAAAAGCCACAUUGGAAACAAUACUUGGAAUUAAGGAAAAAAUUUGGACUCUCUAAGGAGGAGAGAGUUUACCUUAAGAGAAUACCAUUAAGGAGCUCCUGUGAGGAACUAGAAGAAAGGGUUUGCUCCAGUAACAGCUUGAAAAGGAAAAGUGAUUCUGUUGAUUCAUCAUUGGUAGAUGUGGAAACAACGAAUCAACACCAGGAAUGUGUGAAUGAGGAAAAGAAAACUGUGGAUCCAGAAGAGGAUCUGGCUAAGAAAAGAAAGGUAAAAUCCUCAGCGGCGUCAAACACUGGAAAGAAAAGGAAAACUUCAGUCAAAUCAGCCACAGGUCCAAGUUCAGAGAACACCAGCUCCAGUUCCAGUGUCCAUAGCAGAAGUCCUUCACCUCUGCCGGUCUUACUGCAGCAAAGUAUCUCCACAGACUUCACUGUGUCAUCUCUGGGCAGGGACUCUGAGCAAGACCUGGACUCUCAAUAUAGUGACAUUCCAUACCCAAGUAUCCCAGUUUUAGUGUCUUCUGAAGAUGCCCCUUCAAUUCUGGAAGGGUCUUUCAGAAAUGAUGCUUUCCCUUUGACUCCUCCAGACUUGGAUGAAACCAUCCGGGAUGAAAGAAUCGCACGACUCAAACAGCAGUUAAGGGCACGGGAAGCGGCGCUGGAGGAGAUGCGCAGGAAGAUGCAGCAGAGCUGAACUGCAGCUCGUCAGCAGGCCCAUGCUCAGCUGCAUUGCAGUGACUUCAAGAAGGAAUUCCGUGUUUAAACAAGGAACGUUUCUGGUAGAUGGAAGAUGUGAACAAAAUAGGCACAGGAUAAAAUACACAGGAUGUGUACGUAAAAAAAGGACAGGGUUCUUAAUACCAGAAAUAAAAGACUUGGACCAUCAAAUUCUGCUUCUGGAGCAUCACAUGUAUCAAAGAAUGCAGAAGAUGGGCAUUUUUUGUUAGUGCAUUCUCUAUAUUUUGAAUGGAGGGGUUUCUCUAUUAGUCCUAGCGAAUAAACCUUCCCACUUCGG
Pezoporus occidentalis (night parrot) is the source of this 4036-nucleotide messenger RNA. RefSeq names its product ligand dependent nuclear receptor interacting factor 1 (gene LRIF1). NCBI's taxonomy places the organism in Eukaryota, Metazoa, Chordata, Aves, Psittaciformes, Psittacidae. Gene Ontology annotation, biological process: regulation of DNA-templated transcription. The transcript is spliced from 4 exons. Gene Ontology annotation, molecular function: nuclear retinoic acid receptor binding. The record is from RefSeq and is a predicted model, not a curated record. Bases 1475 to 3715 code for a protein of 746 amino acids.